Messenger RNA from Neltuma alba, 1926 nucleotides. Its product is annotated as E3 ubiquitin-protein ligase DA2L. Lineage: Eukaryota; Viridiplantae; Streptophyta; Magnoliopsida; Fabales; Fabaceae. The transcript has 9 exons. Gene Ontology annotation, cellular component: cytoplasm. The record is from RefSeq and is a predicted model, not a curated record. Bases 424 to 1707 code for a protein of 427 amino acids.
UUAAUUAUUUUAUUUUUAUAUAAAAAAGAAACCAAAUCGCAAACAAGGAACGAGAAAUCUCUCUGUUUCUGAUCGUGUUCCUCUUCUUCUGAACAAAUCUCUCGGUCUUCAUUUUCCUCUGCAGAGAGUUCCUCCCUCUCUCUCCCCCCCUUCUCUCAGGACUGUUGGGAUGUUUUUCUGCAACAACCUCCGUGAAAGCAAACGAACGAAAACACCCUGUUGAUUGAUAUUGUUGUGUAUAAAGGGUUAGGAAUGUUGUUCAUUGUUAUUUCGUCAUCAAUACAGUCUAAUUUGUGUAUGGAUGCUUUUGUCAAAUGUACAAGUGAAUAACGUUUGACAGAGUGGGUUGCUAUAUUUGUUAUGGUGUUUCGUCUUGUUGGAGAAUUCAAAUAACUGUUUAUCCAAGAAGUACCAAGUUUUCGGAUGGGUAAUAAACUUGGGAGGAGGAGACAAGUGGUAGAUGAAAAAUAUACUAGGCCACAAGGCCUGUAUAAUCAUAAAGAUGUGGAUCAUAAGAAGCUGAGAAAACUAAUACUCGAAUCAAAGCUUGCGCCCUGCUAUCCUGGAGAUGAAGAGUCUACUCAUGAUCUUGAAGAGUGCCCGAUUUGCUUUCUGUAUUAUCCAAGUCUAAACCGUUCAAGAUGCUGCAUGAAGAGCAUCUGCACAGAGUGCUUUUUGCAGAUGAAAGUUCCUAAUUCAACUCGGCCUACACAAUGUCCCUUCUGCAAAACAGCAAAUUAUGCUGUUGAGUACCGUGGUGUGAAAUCAAAGGAAGAGAAGGGGUUGGAACAGAUUGAAGAACAGCGUGUCAUAGAGGCAAAAAUUAGAAUGCACCAGCAGGAACUGAAGGAUGAAGAGGAGAGAAUAAAUAAAAGACAAGAAAUAAGCUCUUCAAAUGAAAAUGCGGCUCCCAUGGACGUUGAAUACAGCUCAAAUGCAGCGGCUGGAUCUUCAAUAUCUCUUGUUGAAGGUGAGGAAAUCAUUGCUUCACAAGAUUCUUGUGCCGCCCCAAUUGUUAGACCACCACCAGCUGCUAGGGCCAAUAGGGAUGAUGAAUUUGAUAUUGAUCUCGAGGACAUAAUGGUCAUGGAAGCAAUCUGGCUUUCCAUCCAGGAAAAUGGCAGGCAGAGAAACUUAUAUCCUCCUUAUGCUCCUUCUAGACAAUACAUAACUGAUGAUUACUAUGUUUCACCUGCACUGGGUCCACAGAAUGGAUCAUCAUCAUCCCCAUCCGGUGGCCUUGCCUGUGCCAUUGCUGCACUUGCAGAACGUCAGCAAGUUGGGGGUGAAUCAUCUAUGAGCUCCAUAAAUGGAAAUACACCAUCUUUCAACAUGCCACAAGAAGCCAGCGGCUUAUAUAGCAGGCUGGAUAGAGACUCGGUUAAUUAUCUGCCUGCAGACAACUUGCAUGAGAUUCCACCGAAUGAAACUAUGGUCAUGACUAGGGGUCAUGGUGAAUGGGGGAUGGGUCAUGUUGCACAGGUGGCUGGGGCAGCAAUCGGCUAUGGAGGCUCUGUUGCUACAGAAGAUAGCAGUAGCAUUUCCAGCCUUUCUUUACGACAGCUUGACGACACUGAUGGAAGCAUUGCAAACGCCACAGACCCCAUAGUUCCGGAGAGUUUUGAGGAGCAGAUGAUGCUAGCCAUGGCUGUUUCAUUAGCAGAGGCACGAGCCGUGUCAAGUGGGCAGGGUUCUUCUUGGCAGUAGAUUUUGUUCAUGGGAUUGUUUGUUUGGUUUUUGUGCUAUAAAUAGAAAAUGCUGGCCAUAUCUGUUUGGCUAGUGGAAGCUGGGGUUGAGAGUUUGAGCGAAGUUCAAGGUGGCUGUGCAAUUUAUUGGAGGAUCAUUUAGUGAUCCUCCCACACGUAUAUAGAGAUCAAAUGAAAUGAGAUGAUUCCAGUUAUAGGUGCUUAAUGCCUUUUUCUAUAA